This is a messenger RNA of Capsicum annuum, 1789 nucleotides long. RefSeq names its product replication stress response regulator SDE2. The record is from RefSeq and is a predicted model, not a curated record. Gene Ontology annotation, cellular component: nucleus. The coding region runs from base 205 to 1605 and encodes 466 amino acids. The transcript has 3 exons. Lineage: Eukaryota; Viridiplantae; Streptophyta; Magnoliopsida; Solanales; Solanaceae.
UUUUUCUUUUUCAUAUUUGAAACCCAAAAUCCCCUAACCCGACCCGACCCGAAUCAAUAAUGAAUUCGAGCGCUUCUCUUUAUACCGUCCAAAAUAGCAACUUUUAGAUUUCUCUUUUUCCCCCAAAUCCCAAAUCGCUAUUGGCUUCCAUCACGCGCCGGCGAACAAGCACAGAAGCGAAACUACCAAAUCAAUCAACCGGCGAUGGAGAUGACAACGGCGGAAGGAUCAGUAAUUCAUCAAGUUCUCGUUAAACUCCUCGACGGAAAACACAAAGCCCUAAAUUUCACUACUCCAUCCAUUUCAACCCUAACCCUAAAACACAAAAUCCAAACCCUAACUUCAAUUCCUUCUCACCUUCAGCUCCUACUCCCUUCCAAUUCAUUCUACCCUCUUCGCGACCACCAAACCCUAAAUCUCUCAACCGGGUCGACCCAAACACGAACGGUUGAGGUGCAUUUGUUGCUCAGAUUAAGGGGAGGUAAAGGAGGUUUCGGAUCGUUGUUGAGAGGAGCGGCGACAAAGGCGGGGCAGAAGAAGACGAAUAAUUUUGACGCGUGUAGGGAUAUGAGUGGUAGGAGGUUGAGGCACGUGAAUGCGGAGAAGAAGCUGGAGGAGUGGAGAGCGGAAGCGGAGGAGAGGAAAUUGGAGAAGAUGGCGGAGGAUUUUCUUAAGAAGAACGCGAAGGAAGCUGCGAAAAAAGGGAAUAAGGGUGCUAAAGGAGAUAAUACGGAUAAGUAUGUGCAGAAGUAUAGGGAGGAUUCAGCUAAGUGUAUGGAGGGAGUGGAGAGGUCAGUUAGGGAAUCGCUUAAGGGAUUUGUGUCAUCUAAAAGGAAGGGCGUUGAGCUCAAUGAAUCAGAUUCCAAAAGGCUUAAGAUAUGGAAGGGUAAGAGGAUAAUGGGCGAUAGUGAUAGCGAGGAUCUAGAUGAUGAUGAUGACAGUGAAGAAGAGGAGGAAGAGAAUGACAAAUCAACUGUCAUAGAUAGUGGGCACAAUUCAGAUUCCAAUGGAGAAGUAGAGGGAAGUUUGGAUUCUGUGACUGGCAGAAAAGUUGAUGGUGGUGCAUCUGAGAGCGGUUCUGAGGAAGAAAAGGAUACGCUUCUUCCAAAGAAUCUUGAAUCUGGUGAAGAUGUCAAUGUAAAUGUAGUUCAGCAUGAAGGUGAAAGUCUGUCACUCGCUUCAGACGGUCAAGAAAAAGUUGAGCAGAGUGUUGUUGCCUCUACUUUUGGCACUGAUAUUGCAUCUGUAACUGAAAGUGUUCAAACAGAAAAGGAAGUUUCUGGUACUUGUGAGCCAAUUGUCGUGGAAGCUAACUCUGUUGUGAAAGAAAAUGAUGUUGCAGAACCCAGUGAUAAUUUAAGCCCUAUACAAGUUCCUCAAGAAGAUGCAGUCUCAAAGGAUUCUGACUUGGGAAAACCUUUGAAUUUUGAGGAAUUUAGUUCAGCGGCGGAACUUGAGGUCCUCGGUAUGGAGAAGUUAAAGUCAGAACUUCAAGCGUGUGGAUUGAAGUGUGGAGGCACUCUGCAAGAACGUGCAGCGAGGCUUUUCUUACUCAAAACCACUCCUUUGGAGAUGCUUCCAAAGAAGUUGCUUGCUAAGAAGUAAUUUUUUGUUCGUUUGUUUUGCUAUUGUAGCUGGUUGUAAUUGUAUAAGUGUCAGCUUACUCUCUAUUUGACUUCAUAUGUAGAUGUGCGUCUGUAUUUCUAUAGAUUUCAACAACUUCCAAGGACGAUAGUAGUGAUUCACUUUAAAGAGUAAUAAAAGGUGACUAAUGUUGAUUUGGUGCCGA